Molecule: messenger RNA, 1707 nt
Organism: Rhinocladiella mackenziei CBS 650.93
Lineage: Eukaryota; Fungi; Ascomycota; Eurotiomycetes; Chaetothyriales; Herpotrichiellaceae
Exons: 3
Coding region: 1-1707 (568 amino acids)
Biological process (GO): phosphate ion transmembrane transport
Cellular component (GO): membrane
Source: RefSeq, a predicted model, not a curated record
AUGGCGAAGAUGCAUGAUCUCGACUGGCUUUUUGCCAUUGGUGUGAUCUUCUUCCUGCUCUCCGUCUGGGGUAUCGGAGCAAACGAUGUGGCCAACUCGUAUGCCACUUCGGUCAGCUCCAGGUCCCUGACCCUGAUUCAAGCGGGAUGUUUAUCGACCAUCACUGAAUUUGUGGGAGCAAUUGCCCUCGGCCAGGGUGUCACCGACACCAUUCGCAGUGGUGUCUUCUCCAUCGAACCCUUCGAGAACUCUCCUGGUGUUUUGAUCAUGGCCAACGUCGUUGCUGAAAUUGGUUCCGCCACCUGGUUGACGGUUUGCACUCGCCUUGGUUUCCCGGUCAGCACCACUCAGUCUAUCGUUGGGGCCCUCGUUGGCGUUGGUAUUGCGGCCAAUAUUCCGGUCAACUGGGGUUGGAAAAAAUCAAGCGUCUCCCAAAUCGCUGCCUCCUGGGGUAUUGCACCGUGCAUCGCCGCUGGCUUCGGUGCCGUCAUCUUCGGAACCAUCCAACUUUUGGUCCACUCUCGCAGCGAUCCUCUCAAAUGGGCCAUUCGUCUGAUCCCCAUCUACUAUGCCUUGACGGCUGGUAUUCUGUCCCUGUUCAUCGUCAUCAGUGGUGGGCAUGGCAUCCCUACCCUCGAAGAGAUGGGCGCGGGAGAAGCGACGGGUAUUAUCCUCGGAGUGUUUGCGGGGAUCCUCCUCAUCUCCGCUGUCUUCUUUUUGCCUUACUACUACCGAAAGCUUGUCAAGGAAGACCAUCGUCUCCGCAUCUGGCACAUCCCCAUGGGUCCUCUUCUAUGGAAGGAUAACUACACUCUCUAUUUCCCAGGAAAGGAGGAUGCCGAACUCGUCCCGAAUUACUAUGACUCCGAACUGAAACUCGACGACGCUAGCAGUGCCGAUACGAUUGAUCAAGAGAAAUUCGCGAACAAGAGUGCCGAGACAGGCCCGAUCACGGAGGGUGAUGAAAUUCAGGAAUCUCAAGCUCCUGUCAACCCCGCCAAUCCCCUAGACCGCAAGCGAAACAAAGACUUGCGAGUUGUCGAUGAACUGCCAUGGGCUCACCCCAAACGGAUCUAUACUACCCUCAAAUUGGUUUUCAUGUACGGUAUCACUCGUGAUGUCAUUGCCCAUCAGUCCAAGGGCUUGGACGCCGUCCACCAACGCGCUAUUCAUUACGACAACAAGGUCGAGCAUCUUUGGACCACCGCCCAGGUUUGCACUGCCAUGCUUAUGUCCGUAGCUCACGGUGCCAACGAUAUUUCUAACGCCAUCGGCCCCUUCACCACCGAAUAUCAAACAUGGAGUACCGGUGUCACCUCGGCCGAGACCGACACGCCCACUUGGAUCAAGGCCGUUGGUGGUAUUGGCUUGGGUGUCGGUUUCUGGACUUUCGGUUAUCACAUCAUGCGCAACCUGGGUAACCGCGUCACCAAGCAUUCCCCUACCCGAGGCUAUUCCAUGGAACUUGCGGCUGCCAUCACCGUCUUGCUCGCCACCCAAUUGUCUCUCCCUGUCAGCACGACCCAGUGCAUUACUGGUGCCAUUGUCGGCGUAGCUAUCAUGAACCGCGAUCUGAAGAGUAUCAACUGGAGGCAACUUGGCAAGAUCUUCAUCGGUUGGGUCUUGACCGUCCCUUCUGCUGGCAUCAUCUCCGGUAUUAUUAUGGGUAUGGCUUUGAACGUUCCUACCUGGGGUCCUAGACCGUAA